UACCAUCUCUAUUUGUUGAAACGCAACUCAAAUGUUUGCACAACUUAAUGUCAAAAUCUCACAUUUUCACUAUAAAAUUACAAACCGCCAACAAUCCAAAUCAAGCUUUCGCUUCCUUCAGAAAACAUUUGAUGUCAUGAACUGUUUAGUUUGAAAUUCGACUCUCAGACCAAUAGCAAAAAUUAUUAUUUUUUGAGCUUUUUUCGCAAAAUUGCUGGGAAAAUGAAGAACGAGGACGACGCAGCUAACGAGCAAUAUCUUCUGGAUUCAAUUUUACACGAGAAAUCCGAACUACCUCUUCUUGCUUUAAUCAAUCGAUUCGGAGGCCGAGACGACGAGACUGAAAAGUUCUGCGCCAGUUUGGACGAUGUAAAGAAAGAACUGGAACAGAAGCUUCAUUUCAUUUUGGACUCCAGAGCAAGCCAGAGUUUGGAAGCAUUUCUUCAUAUUAAUGCUGUUCAAGAACAGAUAGCAGAUCUUCGUGAGAAUGAGCAGUACUUCCAGCAGAGUGUGGCAGACACCCAAGAGAGUCUGGCUCAGUCUCUGGCCCAGUACAAAAAGGUCACCACUGCUCGGAACAACCUGCACAGAUGCAUGGGGGAGGUCAAAAUAUGUCUGGACAUGGCAGAGGCAUUACAGAAGAUUGAGUCAUUGACAGAGGAAAAAGACUUCUACACAGCUGCUCUCACCAUCGACCGGCUCAAAUCUAAAAUUGCAUCAGCCGACUCCAGCUACCAGUUCAUACCCCGAAUGGCACACGCACUGGAACUACAGUCGGCUCGUGUGUUUGACGACUCACUUGAAACCCUCGGGAGUUUCCUCAAGGUUAUGAGUGAAAACUUUGUUCGCGUGGGAAAAGACGCUGUGGAAAAUAGAUGGGCUUGCGAUCCAGAUCAAUUCGUGGACUUCAGCAAGCUGGCCAACUGUUUCUUCAUUGCACAACUUUUCAAAAAUGAAGCUGACUUCAUUUUUCAUUUCCAACAACAAACCGUCUCCCUCCUUGAGCAUAUUUGCUCCAUUCGAAAACACAAUACUCUGCAGGGAUUCCCUGACUUCAUCUUCUCUCUGAUUGGCUACUUUGUUUCUCUAAUCAGAACAACUCAAAUAUUACCCGAAUUGGCAGAGAAUGUUCCAAAUUUAGCAAACCAAGCAGCUUUACAAGUUCAUGAAAAAGUAGAAAAAAUACUCGAUAAGGCCGAAAAUGAUUUCAUGUCAGAGCCGAAAUCAGAAAGUCUACUUUUAGCAGUCUGCGAGUUGAUAAAUUUGUUCCAAUAUUACGGUAUUCAGAAUUCGGCCUUGGAUGCUUGUUUGAACAAACUAUUCGGAGAUUUUUGUCGAGAUUAUGUCAAUAUUCAGGUCGAAAAGAUAAUUGAAGGCCGGAACAAAAACCGAACAGAGAUCAGUGAUCAAACUGAACCUAGUGUAAAGGUAAACUUGCGGGAAGUUUUUGAUAAGCUUGAAAAACCUCGCUUCAGCUCGAAUUCUUUGAACUCUGGAAGUUUAGAAAAAGUUUGGAAUGAUCACCGCGAAAGAUUUUUUGACCUAUUUAUGGAAAAUUACCUAAGAAACGCACUGGACGUCGUUAUCCCAAGAGAAGAUGAAAACAACAUUAGAAAACUCAUUACGAUGCUGUCGAAAUAUAAAAACUCUGGCAAUGAAAAAGAGCUGACGAUCUUUGAAUCUUUGGCACUAAAGAAGAUUGAAAACAUGAUCAGGUUGCCGGUACAGAGAAUAGCAGCGUCUUUGAGUUUUGAAGAGGGAGCGAAUAUGCAAGUUAACGAAAUGCUGCAAUCAAACGACGGGAACCUUUUGGCGAAAUUAAAUCAUUGGAUUAUGGAGCAAAUUGAGCAAUUAAAGCAGUAUCCAAAAGGCUUGCAAGUAGCUAUCGACUUUUAUGCAACUGAAAUGAACAGUUUGAUGAGAACUCUAACCAAAAACCCGACUAUGAAUUUUGCAGCUCUCGUUACAUUCUUAGAUACGUGUGACCAAAUCAUGAAAAUUGGCAGUGAACACAAAAAUCAAACUGAACAAAUUCGAGAAAUUGCAACACUUCGAAAAUUCAUCGACUUGAUUCUGAACGCUGAAGAUGCUUCGCAAACUUUGGAGAUUUAUGGAAAACUGUUUCCUGAAAAUCAGAAUAAAUCAAAGUUGAAGUUACUAGGAAUGUUGAAGACAAUUAGAAACAACACUCAAAUGGAUAAACUAUACACAAAAACUGCUAGAGGGAAACAACAACUCAAAACAAGCGCCAACCUUGUCAAAAAGUUGGAAAAAUUAAAAUAGAUUGACAAAUUUUUAAAAACUGUCGGCUCAUCAAUCAAAGUUUA
This is a messenger RNA of Symsagittifera roscoffensis, 2327 nucleotides long. RefSeq lists its product as uncharacterized. The record is from RefSeq and is a predicted model, not a curated record. The coding region runs from base 223 to 2283 and encodes 686 amino acids. The transcript has 7 exons. Gene Ontology annotation, cellular component: exocyst; membrane. Lineage: Eukaryota; Metazoa; Xenacoelomorpha; Acoela; Convolutidae. Gene Ontology annotation, biological process: Golgi to plasma membrane transport; exocytosis; intracellular protein transport.